Terrapene triunguis (Three-toed box turtle) is the source of this 550-nucleotide messenger RNA. Its product is annotated as beta-microseminoprotein-like. The transcript has 4 exons. The record is from RefSeq and is a predicted model, not a curated record. Lineage: Eukaryota; Metazoa; Chordata; Testudines; Emydidae. The coding region runs from base 1 to 363 and encodes 120 amino acids.
AUGGAUAAUGAACAGCGGCCAAAUUCUGCUCUGAAGUGCUUCCUGGGUUUCCUUCUUGCCAUUGGCAUCUUGGUGACACUAUGUGAUGCAUACUGUUUUUUUGAACCAGAUAGCCCACAGAAAUCUACCCAAGGUUGUAUUCAAGAUGGAAAACUAUAUCUAUAUGGUGCCACUUGGAUUAAGGACUGCCACAGUUGCACCUGCGGAAAGGAGGGAAUAGGCUGCUGCUCCACCUUUUCUCGUCCUGCUGGCUUUGACGAAAAGAAAUGUAAACUCAUCUUCCAUAAGGAGUCCUGCAGCUACUCGGUGGUGCAGAAGGCCAACCCCUCUAAAACUUGUCCGUUCACGGCCAUGGUGGGUUAAGGAAUAACCUCCUUGGAAGAACCUCCCUUCCAGGUUUAAGUCACUCAUGGAGGAAUUCCUUUCUUGGAUCCUAGUAAUUGUAGAUGCUGUUUUAAGAUUUGCCACCAGCAUGCUGUACUUUCCCUAUCAACUGUGUAACCUUCUUUAUUCUUGCAUUUUGGAGAUCAGUGUUGUUUCUAUAUAAUUC